CGCGCACUUGCUAAUUUCCGAGGUUGCUCAGUGGACUCGUUUUGACCACUGCAUCCAAAGCGUCUUCGCUAGUUCUUCUCAAAAAAUGUUACCACCAGCCUUCCAAGGUUGUCGCCAUGCCAUUCACGCUGGUCCAAGUAACACCCAGGCUUCCAGUCAACAUGCGUUAUUACGCUGCUUCCUGAACCCUGACAUUCUUCCACCUGAUCAGGAUGCGAUACCACAUUAAGAUGAUAUGCCAAGAAUUAGCCAUCAGCAGAGUCGUCUACGAAGCCUAUAGGCGGUGGCAUUUUAUGGGUCUUUAGUCACUCGAUCCUACUAACCCCAUACAUAAAACCCGCAGUGUCCCCAGCAUACGCCACGUAAAGUACUUGCACUUGCACCACUUCUAUCACCUUCAGCAUGACCACCAAAACCGAUGUCGUUAUAUCUUCUUGCGAGACGGAGCAAGACUUCAGGCAGGCACAACACUGUCUUUCUGAAGCCUUCGGUCACCAAGCAAAAGAUGCCCUUUGGCAACUGAUGACACCCGGCUGGGACACGGAGGAAGGACAGGCGAAGCAAGCUCAGAUCCUGAUGAAGAGAUGGCAGUCCAUCACCACCAACAAAGACGGACAACCCAAUGCUCUCUAUCUCAAGGCCACCGUGCCUGAUCCGGAUAACCAGGGCGAAAGACGAGUUGCUGGAAUAGCCAUCUGGAAGCAGCUAUCGUUCGUGGAAGGCUAUGGCGACCCGUUCUACGGCGACAUGGAGGAAGCUCUCACUGAUUACGACGACCAGAAACGGCGGUUUGCAACGCAAAUGUUCAACUCACUAUGGAAACGACGUAUCGCAUACAUGCGAGAGGUCGAGAAGUCAGGCCGCAAUCCCCCCGCCAUCUUUACAUUGGACUGUUGUGCUGUUGACCCAGCAUACCAGCGUCGCGGCAUUGCUGCCAAGCUGGUUGAGGUCGGCCUUGAGGAGGCAAAGAAGAGGGGCAACUUGGAGUGUACAACAGAGGGAAGCGUUAUGGGAAGACCUGUCUACAGGAAACUAGGUUUCAAGGAUGAGGGUACAGGAGAUAUCCCGUGGGAGGUGGAUGCAGAGUUCGAGACCUGGGACAAGCCGCCGAACUGGGGCAAUUCAAGCUACCCCACCAGGGUCAAAACAUCCACGAUACGUCUCGCCCCUAGCAUGACGAUCGUCGACGUCCACACCCAUGUUUACCCUCCCAAAUACAUGGAGCUACUGCGCUCACGAACCACCGUACCAUACGUUCGAACGUUUCCCGAUGCCCCAGACUCAGCACGUCUCAUCAUUCUUCCUGGAGAAGAUGACCCUUCAACACCUUCAACCUCACGCGGCCGCCCAAUUGGCUCCGAAUACUACGAGAUUAAAGAGAAGAUAGCGUUCAUGGACCUGCACAAGAUUGACAAAUCAGUCAUCUCGUUAGCAAAUCCUUGGCUCGACUUUCUUCCCGCAGAGGAAGCUGGCGAAGCAGCGAAGAAGAUCAACGACGAUGUCAAUGACCAAUGCUCACAGUAUCCCGGCCGACUCUACUUCUUCGGCACCCUUCCACUUUCCGCAUCGCCAGAAGUCAUAACCGCCGAAAUCGAAAGACUAAGCACACUCAAGUACGCACGCGGUGUCAUCAUGGGAACAUCUGGUCUCGGACAAGGUCUCGACGACGAGAACCUCGAUCCUGUCUACGCAGCACUAGAAAAGCACCAACAACUCAUCUUCCUCCACCCACACUACGGCCUACCUACAUCCGUCUAUGGACCGCGAGCGAGCGAAUACGGACACGUCCUACCAUUAGCGCUCGGCUUCCCCUUGGAGACAACCAUUGCGGUGACGAGGAUGCUGUUGAGCAGCGUCUGGGAUCGGUUCACAAAGCUCAGCGUGCUGUUGGCACACUCUGGUGGUACACUACCGUUCCUCGCAGGUCGCAUUGAGUCUUGCAUCUUGCACGAUGGUCACCUGAAGAAGCAUGGCAAGACACAGAACAGGAGGGAUGUGUGGGAUAUCUUGAAGACAAAUAUCUACCUUGAUGCUGUCAUCUACUCGGAGGUUGGACUGAAGGCCGCUCUCGAUGCAUCAGGGUCUGAUCGGUUAUUGUUUGGCACUGAUCAUCCAUUCUUCCCACCGCUCGAGGAAGACGCGAAGGAAUGGCACAGUGUUAACGCGAACUAUGGGGCUAUCUCAAAAGCCUUUUCAACGGACGACAAGAAAGCACAGGAUGUUCUUGGUGGAAAUGCAGUACGGAUAUUACGAUUAGACUGAUGAUAGCAUUUCAAACUCAUGCAAU
Alternaria rosae is the source of this 2287-nucleotide messenger RNA. RefSeq lists its product as uncharacterized. Gene Ontology annotation, biological process: secondary metabolic process. Gene Ontology annotation, molecular function: hydrolase activity; acyltransferase activity, transferring groups other than amino-acyl groups; carboxy-lyase activity. NCBI's taxonomy places the organism in Eukaryota, Fungi, Ascomycota, Dothideomycetes, Pleosporales, Pleosporaceae. Gene Ontology annotation, cellular component: cytoplasm; cytosol. The record is from RefSeq and is a predicted model, not a curated record. The coding region runs from base 403 to 2262 and encodes 619 amino acids. The transcript has 4 exons.